Cucurbitaria berberidis CBS 394.84 is the source of this 2188-nucleotide messenger RNA. RefSeq names its product amine oxidase-like protein. NCBI's taxonomy places the organism in Eukaryota, Fungi, Ascomycota, Dothideomycetes, Pleosporales, Cucurbitariaceae. Gene Ontology annotation, molecular function: oxidoreductase activity. Bases 370 to 1902 code for a protein of 510 amino acids. The transcript has 2 exons. The record is from RefSeq and is a predicted model, not a curated record.
CUCAUGCUCACUUGCCUCGCCUUGACCAAUUCCUUGGCAUGACAUCUACAACUGUCCUUACUUCAACAGUCCGUGAACGGCUCCAGUAGGCGAGGAGCAACUCACAGCGCUGCUGUCGCGCUCGAAACACGAAAUGUGGUCUUUCCCAUAGCCUGAAUAAUAUUCCAGACAUACGAUGGUCCACAAUCUCGAAAUGUUGACAUUAGUCAGGUACAGAGUGAAACCGAGCUCGCUUCAGAAUCGAUGACUUCAUGACUUUCAAUUCUGCUGAACAAGGUACCUAUCGCAUGCCUAAUAGUCCCCUCUCUCUCUAGUUCACUGUCAGCCUUUCAAUCCCGGUUCAGAAGCAAUUCGGUUGUCGACCAAGGUAUGGAAAGGAAACGAAUAGCCAUUGUCGGCAGUGGCAUCUCCGGUCUCAGCACGCUCUGGGCGCUCCGCAACACACAAUAUGAAAUCCACCUCUUCGAAAAAGAAGAUCGCCUAGGUGGUCACACAAAUACCGUGACAUGGACACGCAAUGGCCAUAACACGCCGGUCGAUACGGGCUUCAUCGUCCUCAACACGGCUACAUAUCCAAAUUUCAUUUCCUUUCUCAAAGCCCUGGACGUCAAAACAAUAGCUUCAGAAAUGACCUUCGGCAUCUCUCGCGACGCAGGUGCUUUCGAAUGGUCUGGCACAUCUCCGCAAGCGCUCUUUGCUCAAGCUAGCAAUGCGCUGAAACCGUCCUUCUGGCGCAUGAUCUUCGACAUAAUUCGCUUCAACCAAUUUGCCCUGGACUUGCUCGCAUUUGCUCCUGGGUCUCCAGACGCUAUCGCAGCAAACAACAUGAGUAUCGGCAAGUAUCUUGAGAGAGAAGGCUAUUCAGAUGCGUUCCGCGAUGAUUAUCUGAUUCCAAUGACGGCGUGUGUGUGGAGCACGGGGGCGGAUAAGUGUUCGCUGGAGUUUCCAGCGCUAACAUUGGUGAGGUUCAUGUGGAAUCAUCAUCUUCUGUCUACAACCUCACAAAGGCCGCCUUGGUUGACGGUUGAAGGGGGCUCAAAGAGAUAUAUCGAUGCUGUGAUGAAGGAGUGCGGAAACGCCCAUGUGCAUCUUGGGUCGCCUGUAGAAGCAGUGACUCCGCAAAAUAGGCGUGUAGAGUUGAGGAUUGGCGGGAAAGGGGAAGGCGAGAAACAAGUCUUCGAUGAGGUCGUUCUGGCUUGUCAUGGCGACCAAGCGCGCUGGAUUAUUGGAGACGCUGCAACAAGCGAGGAGAAGGACAUUCUGGACGCGUUCGAGACAACCCCGAAUACCGCGUACUUGCACUCCGAUCUCUCGCUAAUGCCCAAACGCCGCACCGCCUGGUCUGCCUGGAACUACCUCACUACCUCGUCAUCCUCACCUUCUACUAACAACCCUUCGGGCUCCCUUCAAACCGUCUGCUUGACCUACAACAUGAACAUCUUGCAACAUAUUCCUACCUCGACCUUCUCCGAUGUCCUCGUAACCCUGAACCCUGAAACACCGCCAUCCCCUUCCCUAACACAGGCAACAUACCAGUACCGCCACCCGCUCUACAACUCCCGCAUGAUAGCCGCACAGGACCAGCUCGAGCGUAUUCAAGGGAAGAGGGGGAUUUGGUACACGGGUGCGUGGACGGGGUACGGGUUCCACGAGGAUGGAUGCAAGAGUGGCCUGCAGGUCGGUGAAAGGUUGGGAGGGAGUCUGCCCUGGGAGUUGGUCGAUGCGAAGUACAUGAGAGGAUUGAAGCCGCAAUUGGUAUGGAAGGAUUGGGUUGUAAGAGCGGUUGUCUGGGUGCUGCAGCUUUGGAUCACGAUUCUGGAGAGAGUGGUGGGAAUCAAGAGAAACAGGCAUGCAGAUGCGCCUGUAAACAGGAUGAUGAAUGGGAAGAGCAAGGCAGUUUGACGUGGCUUAGUGACGCUAAUCCCACUACAUUCAUCAACCAAAGCCUUUUGAAGUUGACGUUUCUUUUACACUUCACUUGACAGUGUUCAAUGCGCGAACCGAAAGUCCAAACGCCUGCUCCCUUCAUCCGUCGUCGUAUCCAAAUAUUCGACCUUCUGCUCCGGCGUGAGGGCGUUCCAUUGUUGAUCUCUCUGCUUGUUCCGCCAAGUGUAGUACACCUUACUGAAGGCAUAUAUACAGAUAUUGAGAACGCUGAUGCCGACGAGCACCCUGUUUCCGCGGCGAU